This is a messenger RNA of Amoebophrya sp. A25, 3415 nucleotides long. The record is from the annotation of a GenBank genome assembly. NCBI's taxonomy places the organism in Eukaryota, Dinophyceae, Syndiniales, Amoebophryaceae.
AGGUAAAAAUCGUUUGUACGGGGUGGAUUAUAAGCGAAAAGAAGAUUGGUAAAGUAUAUCGAUCCCAUCUCGGAUUAGCUUAGUUGUAGCCUGGUACCUCUUGGUAGCCUCACAUUACUUCGCAAUAGUGGAAAAGAAUGCCGGAAUCUAACGGAAUCGAGCUGUUGUCGUCAGCCCUCGCAGGCGGACUCGAAGGCGACUCGGGAUCUGCCUCUGUGAGAAAGUAAGGCCGAAAGUAGAACUCUAUAUCUAUCGCUAGUAUCGUUAGUUGUUUUCAAAUUCAAAAUUCAUGAAAAAUGUAAGAAGUAUCUAUGUGAAAACAUCGCCACUUCUACGUGAAGACAGCUUCUUCUAUGUGAAGACAUCGCUACUUACGCAACUUGCAAGGUGUUGCAGCAGAGGUACUGCCAUGACGCUUUUCUUGCCUUUGAGCUUUCUGUAGCACUCAGUGUAUGUUUAGUCGAUGCUCUCGACCAUCGAGGCACCCCGCUGACCUCAGGUGCGUCAUUUCCGAUCACAAAUGUGUGAUGUCGCUCAUUAUCAAAAUAGUGACCCCAAUAAGAGGGCGAAAGGCUGGCGAAUUUUCAAAAUCGAGGGAAGGCUGGCCAAUUUUAAAACUCGUGCCGGAUGAAUCCCGCUAAUAUUCGAACGCUCAGGCUUCGUCCCUUUCCAGUCUUCUCGCUGCACAUGACCCCUACCGGUCUCUGGACGGUCGUUCGGAUGACGUUACUGCGGAAGAGGACGACGAGAGUAGAGGCGACUACACGUUCCACUAUUAUGGCUUUGUGUUUGUCUGUGUGUCUGUGUGGAAGACAGUGUUUCAAAUCAGAGGCGACCUGUAUAGAAUCGCGUGAAGUUGACCAGUAUAGAAUCGUGUGUGUAUACUAGGACCUCACUACCUAGUAACCUAGGACGGUAUAGUCAUUGCCAUUUAUUUUAGUCGUAGCUUAGUUACAAACUCUGUUUUGGCCUACUUAGUACUUACACUAUGCAAGGUGGUACGCGUUAUAUUACCCUGUUUUGGCCUACUUAGUACUUACACUAUGUUGCAAGGUGGCACGUUACUCGGUUUUGGUGUAAGUACUUACUACUUCCACUAUGCAAGGUGGCACGUUACUCGGUUUUGGCCUACUUACUACUUACACUAUGGUCUAAGACUCCUUACCAGAGGCUAAGUUUCGCAUGUGGACGGAUCGAGGAUUCCAAAUGUUGUUGACCAAAUGGGGUCUUGGCGAAUCAAUGUGUGUCGGCAAAUGGCGAUUUGAAGAACGGUGCCCUACUUAAGGCAACCUUACAGACAACUAGUACUAGUUAUUGGCUGAGAAGGACAAGAGAUAUAACCUGGUACUGCUAUUGGUAGCCUUGAUAUAGCUUCCCUUUCCGUGGGGGCUUGACUUUCUUACUAACAAACAAGUUGACAGGAAAAACGCAUCCUUUAGAUCAUGAUUCUUGUUCUCCCAAAGGAGUCUCAUCAGCAUUAUCCUUGGUCUCUAUUUCAAGGGAAAGAAGAAGUGUCGAAGGAUAUGGCUCUCAAAGUAGGAAGACGCGACGCGGUAGCUCUAAUCUACACGAGAUGCAGCACGUAAUUUAGUGCGGAGUUUCUUCAGGAGCGAAAAAAAUCGACCCGCACUCCAAGCAUUAGGCAUCUCAGUGUUAAAGCCGAGCGGGUUGGAGGUAUGAUAUUUGCUUAGACGUUUGGUCUUUUAUAGGUGCAAUGAUGUUGUAACCGACGACUACUUUGUUGCUCUCGACUUGUGAAUACAAAGUAAGUUCGAAAUCGCUUUCAAAAAAUAAUUGUUUGUUACAUGAUUGGUAGUCUUCGCCAACAGCGCCCUCAUCGAGUUAAACGUGUCCUGAAUCAAUUAUAGUCCAAGAAUUGUCAACCUUCUUUCUUCUAGGCCCAACAGUUCGCAAACCCAGGUAGACCUUGUGGAUAUAAGCACUACUGAAACUAGCAUGGCUAUGUUCGAGAAGCUUGAAGAGUGUGGCGCAGUCGGUCGCUCUGGUCAUAUCAAGGGUCGAUUGGAUGAGUACGUUGGAGACGUAGUGGUGAAUAAUCUCAUUCGCGAAGUCUUCUACAUGGAGGAGUCCGAUCUAUACGAUACUUACAGUUACGAUGAACAUGACAGGAGAUUAUCAGAUUGGAGUUACAUCUACAAUACUUAGCAGAAUAGAAGACACAUUCCAGGACGAUGAAAUUUUCUAAGUGAAGUAGAAACCAAUUCUCAUAUGAUGAGUAGGACGUAGAAGGGAUUGAUGUGGUACUAUUUUCCAGUGUAGUUAUUUUAAAAGGUAGGUCACAUUAAUGCAGCUACACUUACCUUACGUGCCCAUGAUACAAACAACGAUGAAUUGAAUCUUGUACGUACUUAUUCUUGCGUCUUCUAAUCUCACGCAAAAGAGCGUAAGGAAUUUAUCUUUCGGAUUUUCCAGCAUUUGGUGAUGGGGGGAGCGACAAACCAGUACGAGGAUGACAUUUCCGAAUACUUGAAAGCGACGAAAGCUUUUCUUUACGACUAGAAUGAAUGAAGAUUCUAGGUCUAGCAGCUUUCAAAGGAUUCACUACCGAAUACUUCUAGUAAUUCGCAACUACCGACUACUUCACUUGUGACGAGUUCGUCCUUUCCAUCACGUUUGUGCUUCCCAGAAAGUCCACUUCCACCCGAGGGCUUCGGGCUUCAAAACUAGUCCUUUGUUCGAGCUUCAAUGUAGUCUUUACAUUUACUUUUUUCUUCUUUUCUUCUAACUUGUCAGAGAUCUGGUCAGUGUAAAAAAGCGCGAUGACGGUGAACCUGAGGUAACCAGUAUGGUUUUCGAGGUCACAGGCCUGCACGACGGAAGCGCGAGGAAAUCGAGUAGUGGUUAUGAACGAAGGACACAGAGAUGGAAGAACCAAGUACUAGAUUACCGGAGCGAUGAGAUUGAUAAUUACGUACAUCGUCCGUGGUCACAGAGUACUUCCUUUUUCUUCCCUUUCACAAAUAGAGCUCGUACCUCUUUUACGUCACAAUAUACUAGCUAUAGUUUUAAUUACCGCUUCUAACCCAACGGCCUCUUCAAGCGAGAACAUACGACGAAUUUCUGCUACUUGAUAGUAGACACGCUGAUGCGGCAUGUGACGAUGUGGAAAUUCGCCUACGAAUCAGUGUGGUAGAGGGCUUUAUUACACGCGUUUGGGUUUUCGUAGAGAAAAGACAUGCACAUUGUCUUUGUGUGGGAAGAAGGAUGAGUACGCUAAUUUGUACCACUAGAGAUACACAUGGACUCUGAUAACAAAAGGGUAAGAAUAUUCUGAACAGAGGAGAAUGAUGUAGUGGUAGUCAGACAGCUCUGGUAGAUAACUUUUUCAUCUAAGAAACUAAAGUGCUUUGAAUUUGUCCACGAGCACCAGACAGUUUCAUGCUCCCUGACGAUA